GCUUUAGGGUGAUUCCCUAAAACAUUUCUUAACUUGUCAAUUUGGUGACUUUUCUCUGAAAAUGGCGAGAAACUGCUAAUUCCGUUGUGUGCAUCCACGUAAUUUGUCCGUGGAGAAACACGCCGUUUUUAUUCUCAAUACUUCCGCAAUCAAGGAAGCGAGAUAAACUGACACACAGCAGGGACUCACAUGGCUCACCCUGGCAGAAAAGAUGCUCCUGAACCUCCAGACUUUGCUUUGCUUAAAAGACUGGCCAAAGAUCAGCUCAUCUAUCUCCUGGAACAGCUCCCAGGGAGGAAGGACUUGUUUAUUGAUGCAGAUUUGAUGAGCCCACUUGACCGAAUAGCCAAUGUUACCACACUCAAGCAACAUGAAGUGGACAAACUCUAUAAAGUAGAGUUCAAACCAGUCGUCAGUGUUUCAGAUCAACUCUGCUUCCUGAUACGUCCUCGAAUCCAGACGGUGAAAUGGAUUGCAGAUGUAGUAAACUCUGACAAGGCAACUGGAAGGUUCAGAAGAUAUAAAAUUAUCUUUACGCCUCAGAAGUUCUAUGCGUGUGACACAGUUCUGGAGGAGCAGGGCGUCUACGGUGAUGUGACGUCUGACGAAUGGGCGUUCUACCUCCUUCCUCUCGACGAUGACAUCAUCAGUCUUGAACUGCCUGAAUUCUUCAGAGAUUAUUUUCUGGAGGGAGAUCAACGCUGGGUGUCGACUGCAGGUAGUGCGUUACAUCUGUUACACUCCCUGUAUGGCCCCUUCUCAAAGGUCUAUGGGAUUGGACAAUAUGCCAAGAUGGUGUAUGAGUCAUGGAGAGAGCAGGUGGAGGACGGGGAGCAGAAAGCACAGCAACCUGAGAUUGGCAACGUUUUCCUCAUCGAUAGAGAUGUGGACUUUGUUACUCCUCUCUGCUCUCAGGUGGUCUAUGAGGGACUGGUGGAUGACAUUUUCAGGAUUAAAUGUGGUAGUGUGGAGUUUGGGUCUGAGGUCACCUCCUCUGACAAGGGUGUAAAAGUGAUGCUUAACUCUCAAGACAAGGUGUUCAAUGAAAUCAGAAACGAGCACUUCUCCAAUGUAUUCGGCUUUCUGAGUCAAAAAGCCCGAAGUCUUCAAACAGCAUAUGAUAAACGGCGUGGAAUGGACAUUAAGCAGAUGAAGACAUUCGUUUCAGAGGAGCUAAAAGGCCUGAAACAGGAGCACCGUCUUCUCAGUCUGCAUAUUGGUGCAAGUGAAUCCAUAAUGAAGAAGAAAACAAAGCAAGACUUCCAGGAAUUGCUAAAGACUGAACAUUCUUUACUUGAAGAUUUUGAGGUUCGAGAAUGUAUUGGCUUCAUUGAAGAACACAUUAACAGACAGGUGUCUAUGAUCGACAGUCUCAGACUCCUUUGUCUGUUGUCUCUUACUGAAAAUGGACUCCUGCCAAAAGACUAUCGGUCUCUAAAAGCUCAGUACCUCCAGAGUUACGGCAUAGAGCACCUACUGACCUUUGCGAACCUGAGGCAGAUGGGACUGCUGGUGGAGCAACAGCCUGGUGAAGCACUAACAGCAGUGGAAAGCAAAGUGGGCAAACUGGUCAAUGACAAGACAGCUGGAAAGCUGACUGACGCAUUCUCCUCACUGGCCAAGAAGAGCAAUUUCCGAGCGCUGAGUAAAAAGCUGAUGCUUAUACCUAAGACAGGGGAGGAGUAUGACCUCCGAGUCCCACGGGACAUGGCUUACAUCUUCAGUGGAGCCUACAUCCCUUUGAGCUGUAAACUGAUUGAACAGGUAUUAGAGAGAGAUGGCUGGACAGGGCUUGAGGAAGUCACGCGGCUUUUAAAUGGACAUGAGUUUGCAGUCACAGGAGGUACCAGUGGAACUGAAGCACGAACCAAAACAGACCCUCAAAGGAUUAUACUCGUGAUGUUCCUGGGAGGAUGUACCUACUCUGAAAUAUCAGCCUUGCGCUUUUUAGGUAGAGAGAAAGGCUAUAAGUUUAUCGUGGUGACAACUGCGAUCACGAACAGCUCCAGACUGCUGGAGUCUCUGCUGGAAUAUCAGGCUUGAAUCCUUAGAGACUGCUGUCCACACGGUGGUAGCGAGGACAGAGUGGCCUGUGUACGGGACAGAGCUGAGCUGAGCGGAGCAUUCCAGAGGACAUUUUCCCCUCAAUUACAAAUGGACAUGAAGGCCAUCAGUAACGACAAAAGCACUACAUUAUGUCAUUUCAGUGAAUGUGUGUUCAUGUUUUGUUUUGUAAUGCAGUAUGAUUGUGAAGCUCAGGAACACAGUGGUAUUUGGGAGUUUUUCAUGCGUGUCCAGAUUAUACCAAGAGUUCCACUGUGGGCAAUAAACAUGUAUUUGGUUUUUUUUUUUUUUAAA
Molecule: messenger RNA, 2358 nt
Organism: Pangasianodon hypophthalmus (striped catfish)
Lineage: Eukaryota; Metazoa; Chordata; Actinopteri; Siluriformes; Pangasiidae
Gene: vps33b
Product: VPS33B late endosome and lysosome associated
Exons: 24
Coding region: 190-2043 (617 amino acids)
Biological process (GO): vesicle-mediated transport; intracellular protein transport
Cellular component (GO): lysosome; CORVET complex
Source: RefSeq, a predicted model, not a curated record